Closterium sp. NIES-65 is the source of this 663-nucleotide messenger RNA. NCBI's taxonomy places the organism in Eukaryota, Viridiplantae, Streptophyta, Zygnematophyceae, Desmidiales, Closteriaceae. The record is from the annotation of a GenBank genome assembly.
AUGGCUCGAUUUACUAUCGUUCUCGUGUGUUUCGCCCUCCUGCUCCUAAGAGCUGAGUCAAAGGGCCCACCACCGGGUAAAGGUCCCGGCGGCGACACCGGCCCCGGAAAUUCCGGCGGAGGUGGCGGCAAGCCUGACGGAGGUUCCACCGGAGGUUCUGGCGGCGGCAAGCCGCCCCCACCAAAGAAGCCCUUCAAGCCAACUGUACUCGCUCGCUACAUGGGAACCGUACACCCGUGCAAGCCCCUUCCCUUCGUGCGCGGAUCCAUCGUCGCCAACGUCCUUUCAACCGAGGAUAACACCACAAAUUCCAUGACAUACGGCAUCCUCAUUUCCGGAACAGCCGAGCCGCCCACCGUCCAAGGUAUCUACAGCACCGAUCCGUGCGACCCGCUUGUCGAGCAGAAGUUGGUGCUUGACCUGAACGGAACCUGGGUGAACACGCCCCAGAAACCCUCAAGGAAGAACAAGAACCCUCCCCAAGUGUACACUUUGAGCAACACUGCGAAUGAGACUGCUCUGCCGCAGCCUCGCCCUGCUGGUGCCCCGAAGGGCAACGCCUGGGGUAAGGUGUGGAAGAUGCAGCCCCUUUAUGUGAUGAUGUUCGUGAACACCACCGCGGGCAACGGUACCGUUGCUGGCAAGUUUAUGCGCAACAAGUAG